UCUCGCGAGACUUGGCCCAGAACAUUGCGGAUCGGGUCGGCGCCAUUUUGGGACUGAGACUGGUUGUGGGGGAGGGAAAAGCGGCAAAAGGGGAUUAUUCAAAGUACCGAAAACCUCCUCCCGGGAUCGAGCUCAGCGGCAUCCCUAGGCCAGGGGCACCUCUGGUGUCGCAGAAGGUGAUUGAAUUACUCAGAUAUGAAGAUCAUCUUCUAGGUUUUGUGUAAAAGGCCCCGGAUAUUUCAAGUGGCCAUUUUGGAAUUACAAUGUUUCUGGAUAAUUUUGCCCCAGAAGUUUAUUAAAAUUGGCAAGAAUCAUCUCUGAAGUGAAUUGGUAGUAGUGAACAAUUCUACAAGCUUUAAAGAGACCCAGGCAUUUCUUCAGUAUUUUGGUUCAAACGGAUAAUAUAACUGGUUAAAGUAUUUCAGCUGGUGGUAUUUUUGCCCCCCCCCCCCGCAAUCCCUCCCCUGUUGUUGGUGUUCUUCAGCCAAACUGUAAGAUAUGUUUGAUUUGUGUACUGAGUAAUUUCUCUGCAGUUUCAAAUUACUGUUUAAAUAUUGCUGAAGUUUCAUGGCAGUUUAUUUUUACCUUUAUUUAAAAUUUUAGGAAUUUUUGACCUCAGCCCUUUUCAUGUCACAAUGGGACAGCUUUUCUAAAUGAAGACAUUGAACGAAUACAGUUUUUUUGCUUUUAUCUUUUAUUUACAUGGAAAUUUAAGAUGUUGCAGUUUCCCAGCAGCAUGGUAGUAUUGAGAUAGCUGUGUGUCUCUGUUUAUGCUGAUGUUUAGGAAUGCUCUUCAGAUGUGAAAUUUUCUUUUUGUUUUUGCUUUUUGGCUCGUAAAUUGGAUAUUUCAUCUGGAGUGGAUAAGUACAACAGUUACAAGUACAUGGAAUAAUAAAGACUUUAAAAUCUUAAAUCCAAGGAACUUGGCUAAUUCUGGAGAUAACCAUAUGAAAACUUUAAAACAGAAAUAUGGGUAGCUGACUGAAGUAACUCUAUGUCAAGUAGCCAUAGGUUAAGUAUCUUCAAAGAACUUGGAUUUUAUUUCAGAGGAUACAAAAUAAAAAAACAAACUGGAAAACAUAAAGAUUACAGAGAAGAACCCAACACCUUCCUGUGCAGUCCUGUUGGAAAUUGGACUUGCCAUGAGGUGUUGAAGCCUUGUUUCGCUGAGUUGGAGAGACUGGACCUAAAUGGCGCAGCAUGACUUUGCUCCAGCCUGGCUUAAUUUUCCUACCCCACCAUCAUCAACAAAGUCGUCACUGAAUUUUGAAAAGCAUUCUGAAAACUUUUCAUGGACAGAAAAUCGUUAUGAUGUGAAUUGUCGACGACACAACUCUUCAGAUGGCUUUGAUUCUGGAAUUGGACGUCCUAACGGAGGUAACUUUGGAAGGAAAGAAAAAAAUGGAUGGCGUACACAUGGAAGAAAUGGUACUGAAAACAUAAAUCAUCGAGGGGGAUACCAUGGUGGAAGUUCCCGUUCUCGUAGCAGUAUUUUCCAUUCUGGAAAAAGCCAGGGCCUACAUGAAAACAGCAUACCUGACAGUGAAACGGGGAGGAAAGAAGACAAGAGAGAACGCAAACAGUUUGAGGCUGAGGAUUUUCCAUCUUUAAAUCCUGAGUAUGAGAGAGAACCAAAUCAGAAUAAGUCUUUAGCUGCAGGUGUAUGGGGCCUACACGCCCAGACACACACAUACCCAACCAAAAAAAUCUCCCAAGCUCCUCUCUUAGAAUAUCCCCCGAAUCCUAAAUCUAGAACUCAAAGGAUGCUGGUCAUUAAGAAAGGUAAUACAAAAGACUUACAGCUAUCUGGAUUCCCAGUAGUAGGAAAUCUUCAGUCACAACCAGUUAAGAAUGGGACUGGUCCAAGUGUUUAUAAAGGCUUAGUCCCUAAACCUGCUGCUCCACCUACAAAACCUACACAGUGGAAAAGCCAAACUAAAGAAAAUAAAGUUGGGACUUCUUUCCCUCAUGAGUCUACAUAUGGUGUCGGAAACUUUAAUACUUUUAAAUCAACUGCCAAGAAUUUUAGUCCAUCAACAACUUCAGUGAAAGAGUGUAAUCGCUCAAAUUCCUCUUCACCUGUUGACAAACUUAAUCAGCAGCCUCGUCUAACCAAACUGACACGUAUGCGCACUGAUAAGAAGAGUGAAUUUUUGAAAGCAUUGAAAAGGGACAGAGUAGAAGAGGAACAUGAAGAUGAAAGCCAUGCGGGCUCAGAAAAGGAUGACGACUCAUUUAAUUUGCAUAACAGCAAUAGUACUCACCAAGAAAGGGAUAUAAACCGAAACUUUGAUGAAAAUGAAAUUCCACAAGAGAAUGGCAAUGCCUCGGUAAUUUCCCAACAGAUCAUUCGGUCUUCAACCUUCCCACAAACUGAUGUUCUUUCUAGUUCACUUGAAGCAGAACACAGAUUGUUAAAGGAGAUGGGCUGGCAAGAAGACAGUGAAAAUGAUGAAACAUGUGCUCCCUUAACUGAGGAUGAAAUGAGAGAAUUCCAGGUUAUUAGUGAACAGUUACAGAAGAACGGUCUGAGGAAAAAUGGUAUUUUGAAAAAUGGCCUGAUCUGUGACUUCAAGUUUGGACCCUGGAAAAACAGCACUUUCAAACCCACUAUUGAGAAUGAUGACACAGAGACAAGUAGCAGUGACACAUCAGAUGACGACGAUGUGUGAAGGAUUUCCUAACAGCUUUAGAAAUUUUAGUGUGAUACAUCUCUCAUACAGUUUGGGGUGAAUUGUAAAAAUGAAGAACUAUAAUUUAUGUAGUAAAAUACCCCAUUAGAAGAUGAUUUUUUUGGGGAACUUCAAUAUGAAGAAAACCAAGAAUGUUGUGUUGGGCUGUGUUGAACAUUAUUUCUUUGUUAAAUGAAUGUUGUAGAAAUGAGGACUUUGGUUGAUCCAACAUUGACUUUCUUCAUCACUGCAGCAUUUCUCUGACUAGCAAUGUGACGAUGUAACAAAUGAGAUUUUCUCAUUUAAUAAUAAAAAAAUUGUGUAAUGUUUUGCAAA
This is a messenger RNA of Mesoplodon densirostris (Blainville's beaked whale), 3008 nucleotides long. RefSeq names its product GC-rich promoter binding protein 1 (gene GPBP1). Gene Ontology annotation, molecular function: DNA binding; RNA binding. NCBI's taxonomy places the organism in Eukaryota, Metazoa, Chordata, Mammalia, Artiodactyla, Ziphiidae. Gene Ontology annotation, cellular component: nucleus. The record is from RefSeq and is a predicted model, not a curated record. Gene Ontology annotation, biological process: positive regulation of DNA-templated transcription; DNA-templated transcription. The coding region runs from base 1191 to 2672 and encodes 493 amino acids. The transcript is spliced from 13 exons.